GGGGAAGGCGACUGCGGCUGGAAGGCCUCCGGGCCUCGAGCGCGCAUGCGCAUCCCGCCCUCUGUCCACGCCUUCCGCGCGUGGACGCUGCCGCCGUCUCUGCCGCGGCGACCUGGAAGCGGAAUGCGGCGGAGGAAGGUCGCGCGGCCGCCGGAGGGCUGCUGAGCAUCAAUGUAUUUCAGAUGGCAGCUAUGAGCCUUUUUCUUCCCUGUCUAACUAAUGUUCAUGGGUUGUAGUGUACGUCGAAUAAAAAUUCCAAGUGGUUCACUGGUGUAUGAAUAAUGGACUCCCUGGAUCAUAUGCUCACUGAUCCAUUGGAACUGGGGCCAACUGGGGAAGGACAUGGCACCCAAAUUAUGGAGGAUUGCAUGCUGGGAUCCAUACGCAUUAGCCUUCCUGAAGAUCUUUUGGAAGAUCCUGAGAUCUUUUUUGAAGUUGUCAGUCUUUCAACCUGGCAGGAUGUGUUGGUGGAUUCACAGCGAGAACAUUUAAAAAAGUUUUUGCCCCGCUUCCCGGAAAACAAUCACGAAUACCAGAACAAUCUUAUCCUGUCCCUAUUUAAUGGAGAGAACUUCAGAUUUGGAAACCCACUUCAUAUUGCCCAAAAACUCUUCCGAGAUGGACAUUUCAAUCCUGAAGUGGUGAAGUACAGACAGCUUUGCUUCAAGUCCCAGUAUAAGCGCUAUCUCAGUUCCCAGCAGCAGUAUUUUUAUCGAUUGCUGAAACAGAUUCUUGCCUCCCGGAAUCAUCUGUUAGAACUCGCUAGGAAGGGGGGAUCGGAUCUGGCCGUGAAGAGAAAAUACUCAGCAGCUGCUUACGCUGCUGAAGAACGAGAUAGGCGAACACAUCGUCGAUACCUUAAAAUCCUCAGGGAAGUUAAAGAAGAAUGUGGGGACACCACCCUAUCCUCAGAUGAAGAAGAUUUGAGUUCCUGGAUUCCAGGUUCUCCAGCCCAUUGUUCAAGUCCUGCUGUUCCUCUCAGAGUGAUACCCACAUUAUCAACCCAAGACAUGAAAACAGCAGAUAAACUUGAUUUCGGUGAGAAUAGCUUGAAGAUGAUGCUGAAGACACACCAUGAAAAGCGCAAGCGGCAGCCAAAUCACCCUGAUUUGAUGACAGGGGACUUGACUCUGAAUGACAUCAUGACACGUGUGAAUGCUGGCAGGAAAGGAUCUUUGGCAGCCUUGUUUGACCUUGCUGUCCUCAAAAAGAAGGUGAAGGAAAAGGAGGAGAAAAAGAAAAAGAAGCUAAAAGUGAUUAAAUCUGAGGCUGAAGAUUUCUCUGAAUCUCUUGGCAACUCAGAAGGAAUCCAUCCUGUUUCUCAAAAUCCCUCCCCCAUUCCUCCCCUGUGGGAUCCCCCAUCCCUCCCAUCUGUUAAAGAAGAGCCUCUUGAAGACAUCAAGCCAUGUCUUGGAGUGAAUGAAAUCUCUUCCAGCUUCUUUUCUCUACUUCUCGAGAUCCUGUUGUUAGAGGGUCCUGCUAGUCUCUCAAUGCUUGAAGAUAAAGUGAUGGACUGGCAGUCUUCUCCUGCCAGCACAUUAAACAGCUGGUUCUCCUUUGCCCCCAACUGGUCAGAACUGGUUUUACCUGCCUUGCAAUAUCUCACUGGAGUCAGCAGAGAUGCUUCUUCCAGCUUUUCUCCUUUUGUUGAAUUCAAGGAAAAAACUCAACAUUGGAAACUGAUAGGCUCUUCCCAAGACCAUGAGAAGGAGCUAGCAGCUCUCUUCCAACUUUGGUUGGAGACGAAAGACCAAGCUUUCUUCAAGGACAACGAAGAUAGUUCAGAUGCUACCACACCAGUCCCCCGAGUAAGGACAGACUAUAUAGUCCGGCCUAGCACUGGAGAAGAGAAACGUGUUUUCCAGGAACAGGAGCGUUAUCGAUACAGCCAACCUCACAAAGCGUUCACUUUCUGUAUGCAUGGCUUUGAAUCAGUGGUGGGUCCUGUGAAAGGAGUGUUUGAUAAGGAAACAUCUCUAAACAAACCCCGGGAACAUUCUUUGUUGCGAUCUGAUCGACCUGCAUAUGUCACCAUAUUGUCUCUUGUUCGAGAUGCUGCAGCCCGUCUUCCAAAUGGAGAGGGGACUCGUGCUGAAAUUUGCGAGCUUCUGAAGGACUCCCAGUUUCUUGCUCCUGAUGUCACCAGUGCUCAGGUUAACACUGUGGUGAGUGGUGCUUUAGAUCGAUUGCACUAUGAGAAAGACCCCUGUGUAAAAUACGAUAUUGGUCGCAAACUGUGGAUAUAUCUCCACCGAGACAGGAGUGAAGAGGAGUUUGAGCGGAUUCAUCAGGCCCAGGCAGCUGCAGCAAAGGCCAAGAAAGCACUUCAGCAGAAGCCGAAGCCUCCUGCAAAGACAAAAUCAAGCACCAAGGAGAGUUCGGCGAAAGUGGGGACCGCCAGCACUUCAGAGCCCAGCCAGCUGAGCGUUAGUGACUCCAGCAUGCCGCCAACCCCUGUAACUCCAGCGACACCUGCCUCGCUCCCUUUGCCAGCCAUUCCCAUUUCGCCCCCUCCUGUCUCUGUGGUUAGCAAGACUUUGUCUUGUGUUGCAGCAGAGCCAGCAAAAUCCAACCAGAGCAUCCUUUUGGUAUCUUCUCCUACCAUGCCCCAGCUUGGUACGUUGCUCUCGACCCCACAGAGCACUCAGGCACAGCCGGGAACUCAGUUGUCUACCCCACGGACAGCUAGCCACACUACUUCCUCAGGUCUUCCUCAAGUCCGAGUAGUUACAGCUCCGUCUAGCCUUCCCCCUCUGUCUCAGCCCGCCCAGGUGGUAGCACAACAGCAGCUCUCUCUAGCAUCCAUACCUCAGAUCCGGGUUCCUUCCACUUCUGUGCAAAGCAAAGUAUUCUCUCAGGCCGUCAUGACUGUUCCAGUCAAAGCUCAGACCAGCCCAGUCCAAGUGCAGAGGACAACUGUUGCUGUAACUGGAGCAGCCAGUGUCACUGGGACAGGAAUUCCUGCAACGCCUAUUCCCACCCCCAAGCCAGCAACUAGUUCUUCAAACACUACAGCAUCCAACCCUUCCACUACUCCAUUCUCUCCUUCUUCUUCUUCCUCCUCCUCCUCCUCCUCCUCCUCCUCUUUAUCGUCUUCCUCUUCAUCCACCACUGUCCUCCAGAACAUUGCUGGCCAAAAUAUCAUUAAACAGGUGUCUAUUACUGGACAGCUCGGCAUGAAAAGCCAGACAGGGAGCAGCCUCCCACUUACAACAUCCAACUUCCGUAUUCAAGGCAAGGAUGUUCUGCGUCUGCCUCCAUCCUCCAUCACCACAGAUGCCAAGGGGCAGACAGUUCUCCGCAUCACACCGGACAUGAUGGCCACCUUGGCCAAAUCUCAAGUCACUACUGUCAAGCUGACUCAAGACCUCUUCAGCACGGCUGCUGCUGCUGGAAGCAGCCCUGCAGGGAAGGGCAUCUGCGCCACUUUGCGUGUGACGUCAAGCCCCAUCCAAUCCUCGGACUCUCCCGCCAAGAUCAGCACCCCCACCUCCGCUUCAGCCAGUCCCGCCGGACCAACCGUGGUCAAAGUCACACCCGACUUGAAGACAGUGGAGUCUGCCGGUUCCGCCUUCCGACUGAUGCCUGCUCUAGGCAUGUCCAUGGCAGACCAGAAGGGCAAAGCCUUGACCACGAUGGCAUCCUCGGAAGCCAAACCAGCGGCCACCAUAAGGAUUGUGCAGGGCAUGGGGGUGAUGCCUCCCAAGCCUGGCCAGACGAUUACAGUGGCCACUCAUGCCAAGCAGAUGCCUUCUGCGGUCAGCAUACCUGGAACUGUGCACACCUCGGCUGUUUCUUUGCCCACCAUGACGGCUUCGGUCUCCAAGGCGGUCGCUGUGGUGUCAGCAGCAGGAACACCCAUAUCUAUAGGAGCAGGGACCUCUACUGUGCGGCAGGUCCCCGUGACCACCACAGUGGUAUCCGCCUCCCAGCCAGGGAAACUGCCUGCCCGGAUCACCGUGCCCCUCUCGGUCAUCAGCCAGCCCGUGAAAGGCAAGAACGUCGUGACUGCGCCUCUCCUCAAAGGCAGCCUUGGGGCCAACAUUAGCGGCUUGGGGCGAAACAUCAUCCUUACCACGAUGCCAGCUGGAACGAAACUGAUUGCUGGGAACAAACCAGUGAGCUUCCUGACUGCCCAGCAGCUGCAGCAGCUGCAGCAACAAGGCCAGGCUGCCCAGGUGCGGAUUCAAACCGUUCCAGCUUCCCAUCUCCAGCAAGGAACCGUCUCUGGCUCUACAAAAGCGGUGUCCACCGUAGUUGUCACAGCAGCCCCAUCUCCAAAACAGACACAGGAUCAGCCAUGAAAGUGUCAGCACAAAUGUGUGUGUGUGUGUGUGUGUGUUUAGGUCUUUGGUUGUUCGGGUUUUCUCCCGCAUAAAGUUGGAAGUGUCUUGGUGACGUUUCGACGAAGUCCCAUUCGUCAUCUUCAG
This is a messenger RNA of Crotalus tigris (Tiger rattlesnake), 4430 nucleotides long. It is a transcript of the gene NFRKB, whose product is annotated as nuclear factor related to kappaB binding protein. Gene Ontology annotation, molecular function: protease binding. Bases 282 to 4304 code for a protein of 1340 amino acids. NCBI's taxonomy places the organism in Eukaryota, Metazoa, Chordata, Lepidosauria, Squamata, Viperidae. The transcript has 27 exons. Gene Ontology annotation, cellular component: Ino80 complex. The record is from RefSeq and is a predicted model, not a curated record.